AUGAGGAGCUGUGCGUCGCUCACGCUCCUCGUCGCGUGCGUCCUGUGCGCGCGCUGUGCCGACGCGGUGUCCGCGCGCGGCUGCGCGUCAUGCGGCGCCGCUCAGCCGGAAGACGCGGACCUGGUGGAGGCCGUGAAGAGACACGUCCUGACCCGGCUGCACCUGCGGGACAGACCCAACAUCACGCACGCGCUCCCCAAGGCGGCGAUGGUGACGGCGCUGCGCAAACUGCACGCCGGGAAAGUGCGCGAGGACGGCGGGGUGGACAUCCCGAACCUGGACGGACAUCCGACCAGGAACCAGGUUCCCGAGGAGAACGCCGAGAUCAUCAGCUUCGCAGAGAGAGAUGACACUGUGACAUCCAAAUCCAGUCUGUUCUUCCUAAUCUCCAGUGAGGGAAACCAGAACCUUCACGUGACUCAGGCCACCUUCUGGCUCUACUUCAAGCUCCUGCCGUCCCCCCUGGAGCUGGGUUGGAGGCGUAGCGUGACUCUGAAGGUGUACUACCAGGAGCCCGGCCUCGGAAGCAGGUGGAACCUGGCGGAGAAACGAGUAGAGUUGAAGCGCAGUGGCUGGCACACCUUCACACUGACCGAUGCCAUCCGGCUGGUGUUUGAGAAGGGUGACCGCCGUCAGAACCUGGACGUCCGCUGUGAUGGCUGCGAGGCUGGGGGGGUUGUGCCUGUUCUCCUCAGCCAUAAUGACAAGUCCCACCGGCCUUUCCUGGUGGUGCGAGCGCAGCAGGCAGACAGUCAGCACCGGAUCCGGAAGCGAGGGCUGGAAUGUGACGGCAGCAGCAGUCUGUGCUGCCGGCAACAGUUCUACAUAGACUUCCGACUAAUUGGUUGGAAUGACUGGAUCAUUGCGCCGUUGGGUUACUUUGGGAAUUACUGUGAGGGGAGCUGCCCGGCCUACAUGGCAGGUGUCCCAGGCUCAGCCUCGUCCUUCCACACAACAGUGGUGAAUCAGUACCGCAUGCGUGGGAUGAGCCCGGGGUCCAUGAACUCCUGCUGCAUUCCCACCAAGCUCAGCACCAUGUCCAUGCUCUACUUCGAUGAUGAGUACAACAUCGUCAAACGGGACGUUCCAAACAUGAUCGUGGACGAGUGCGGCUGUGCUUGACUCACUUCAGUUAAAGUCAGGAACUUCUGAUGGACAUGAACCUGUAAAUAUAUUUAUACGUAUUGAUAUGUUCUGUUUAUAUUCUCACCACAGAUUUUUGUUGAAUGUCUGCUGAAGAGUUCCACAAACUGCAAAACAUCUUUAAAUGACUCCAGAGUGACGUUCAAGAUGUUCAGUUCCCAAAAGCAUCUGAGACUAAACUGGUCCAGGAUUUGUGUGGGUGUAACCUGUGUUGAGACCAUCUCUCGCUGGACAUGAACUCAGUACUGCCGGGACAGGAGGCCGACACCCCGGGGUCACAGUGCCCAGCAACUAACACUAUA
This is a messenger RNA of Thalassophryne amazonica, 1445 nucleotides long. RefSeq names its product inhibin beta B chain-like. Gene Ontology annotation, molecular function: cytokine activity; growth factor activity. The record is from RefSeq and is a predicted model, not a curated record. Bases 1 to 1122 code for a protein of 373 amino acids. The transcript has 2 exons. Lineage: Eukaryota; Metazoa; Chordata; Actinopteri; Batrachoidiformes; Batrachoididae. Gene Ontology annotation, cellular component: extracellular region. Gene Ontology annotation, biological process: SMAD protein signal transduction; BMP signaling pathway.